AUGGGUGGGCAACAAAGUUGUCUUCCUUUUGAUGGAGCUUUUCCAGAAUCACAAAAAUUUAUCUCGUUCUCGAACCUUGGAAACAGUUGCUACAUGAAUAGUGUCCUUCAAGCCAUAUUAAACUCAAAAUAUUUCAUUUUAUUUUUUGAAAAUCUUCACACUACACUCAAAAACAUCGAUUUAUCAGAUGAAGAUAAAGAUUCACUUCUAUAUAACCUUCUCUGUAUAUAUAGAAUGAGAAAAAGUCAAAAAGAACAAACGCACGUUAUUUCUCCAAAGCUGUUUCAUGAAAAUUUAAUAAAAGCUGGUAUAGGAUUUACAAGAGGACGUCAAUCAGAUGCACAUGAGCUUUAUGUUGCGCUCCUAGACAAUUUUGAUAAUCAAAUUAAUAAAUUUAAUUCAACUUACAAACUUAAUAUUCCAUUAUUCAGCUCACUUUCACACGCUAGAAGUGAAUCUUGCUCACAAUGCUUAUGCUGUGGAGCUGAAAGCAAUUCUUCUGAAUCAUUCGUUACAUUUUUCCUUGGAAUCAAAAAUAAAACUAGUCUAACAGAUCGUUUGAGAGCAUUACAAUCUCCAGAAUAUCUUUCUGGUGCAGGAAAACGUGAAUGCACUAUUUGCAAAAUUUCUCAAGAAAAAAGAGUAAUGACUACAUAUCCAGAGAUCCCAAAUGUAUUAGUAUUCCAAAUACAAAGAUUUGAAUACGAUAAAGUAAAUCAACAGCUUAAAAAACUUAAAAAUGUCAUUCCAUUUCCAAGUUCAUUAGUUUUCUGCGAUAGACACUACAAACUAUCUUCUGUCAUCGUUCAUAUAGGCGAAAGCUUGGAAUCAGGACAUUUUGUUGCCCUUCUCAGAGUCGAUGAAAAAUGGGUUUUGGCGAAUGAUGCAAAUCUCAUUUUAAUGAGCGAAGUAGAGGUUGAAGAGUACUUCACAAGAGGAAAAGUACCAGGACAGUCAUUUACUUCUGCUUACUUAUUGUUUUAUGAUUUCAUUGAAAAUGAAUAA
This is a messenger RNA of Trichomonas vaginalis G3, 1005 nucleotides long. Its product is annotated as ubiquitinyl hydrolase protein. Gene Ontology annotation, biological process: protein deubiquitination. Gene Ontology annotation, molecular function: cysteine-type deubiquitinase activity; cysteine-type endopeptidase activity. Bases 1 to 1005 code for a protein of 334 amino acids. Gene Ontology annotation, cellular component: cytosol; nucleus. The record is from RefSeq and is a predicted model, not a curated record. NCBI's taxonomy places the organism in Eukaryota, Parabasalia, Trichomonadida, Trichomonadidae. The transcript has a single exon.